This is a messenger RNA of Cajanus cajan (pigeon pea), 1877 nucleotides long. Lineage: Eukaryota; Viridiplantae; Streptophyta; Magnoliopsida; Fabales; Fabaceae. The record is from RefSeq and is a predicted model, not a curated record.
UCCAAGAUCCACAACCAUCCAUUAUUAUCUCUCUUUCUUUUUAAAUUUUAAAAAAUAAAAUAAAACUAGAUUUUCCUUUUUUCCCUUUCUCUGCUUCCCUGUUGGCGGAGCUCUAAGCCAUCUCUUGUCUCUCUCGAAGAGAGAGAGUGUGUGUUUUGGUGUCACAACGCAAACCCAGAAAGAAAGUACCAAAUGCCAAAUGGUAGUGCAGUAAUAAUACCAUUGUAGCUUAGUCAGAGAAAGAGAGAGAAAAAUAAAAAGGCACUACCGUCACCACAACCAACUAGGCCUCGGUCGGAAAGUUGCUACAAAAAAGUCUUUCCUUCUCCGGGAUCUCCAUUUCUGAGUUAAAGUCUGAAUUUUUAGGGGUUUGGGUCUGGUUGCUUAUUCUGGGGUGUCACCAAGUUUCCUUAAUCAGCUAAAUAUCGAACCUUCUUUGGUUAUUUCGCUUUGAUUCCUGUUGGGUAUUUCCUUUUUUAUUUUUAAUCUGUAAGGAAUCUGAAUGAUUUUGAUCUUCGAGGAUACCCUGAAUCGGUGAAUUGGUGUUGUUGUUUUGGUUUGAAGAUGGUUGUUGGUACUAGUUGUGGGUUAAGGUGAUUUGGGAGAGUCGUAGAUAAGGGCAAGGAACAACUGAACAAGGGAUAAGGAUGGCAGCAGAGUCAAACGCUGGAUUUCACAAUGAAGAUAUGGAUUCUGUUUUCAAUAGGCAUGCAAUAUCGUUUCAGCCUGGUGCUAUUAACCGCAUGUCAGAGAUGGUUCCAAUGGGUAAUUAUUUUGGGUUAAGUAGUUCCUCUGGGAUGAUAUAUUCUGGGAAUUCAAACAUCAUUAACAGUAAUCCUGUCAUGAGUCAAGCUGGUAAUUCUUCCGGUUCUUCGCUCCUUCUUGACUCGGUCCCAGGGCUGAAACAUGACACAGGGUUGGCUGUUGAGUGGUCUGUUGAUGAACAGUACAGGUUGGAGGAGGGUCUUUCAAAAUAUGCUAAUGAGCCUAGUAUCAUGAGGUAUAUCAAAAUUGCUGCACUGUUGCCUGAUAAAACGGUUCGUGAUGUUGCUUUGAGGUGUAGAUGGUUGACAAGAAAGCGAAGGAAAUCAGAAGAACACAAUCUGGGAAAGAAGGUCAAUAACAGAAAGGAUAAGCCAGUGGAGUCAGCAUCAAAGAUGCAUUUACAUUCAGCUCUGCCCCCAAGCAUGGCUACAUAUUCUCGCAUGUCACAUCAUAUGAACCAAAGUCAACGGAUACAAUAUGAUGGAUUUUGUAGUCGUUUGAAGCAACUCAUGGAGCAGAAUGCUCAAGCUUUUAAUCAAAUCACUGCCAAUUUGUCUACUUACAAGUUGCAGGAUAACAUCGACCUCUUUUGCCACACAAGGCACAAUAUUAAUACCAUUCUUAACGAUAUGAGAGAGAUGCCUGGCAUUAUGAUCCGAAUGCCGCCACUGCCUGUUACCAUUAACGAGGAUCUUGCAAGUAGUAUUUUGCCUAAUAGAACAUAGACAUUGCUAUAUGAUUCAAUUUCACUGAUUUGCCUAGUUGGUUUCCAAAUUUGAAGGCAUCCCAGCUGUCACUCCCUUUUGCUACCAAACAAGCUAAAAUCAGUGAAGUUUUUCAAUAUAGAACUAUUCAAAUGCAUUAUUGUUUGGCUGAAUGUUGGUGUAUGCAUCUUUCUUCAUGAUGUGUAUUUCUUAGGUUUUAAAAAUCUUAUAAAUUUUUGCAGUAUAUACUGUACCAAAUUUUUUUUAAGAGUCUGUUUGGAUACAGAUUUAGAAAAACUUCUCUACUGAAAAUAAAAUUUUUACUCUUAAAACUUCUAAAUUUGUAUUUAAAUAAACUCUUAAAUAUAGAAUAUCAGAUAUAGAAGUUGAUUGGUUUAUGCAUUAUGA